CUCAUAUUAUCUCAUAUAUAAACUGGAAAAUGAGGAAAAAAGUUCAAAUUUCAUAUGUGAUAAAAGAAGAGAUCGAAAAGUUUAAUCAUAAUGGUAUAAACGCUUUGCAAUAUAACUACGUCAAUGAUUCUCUUUACACAGCAGGUCGAGAUUCUAUCAUACGAUUAUGGAACACAAAUCAGACUGAAAGACCAUACAUAUUAUCAAUGGAGCAUCACACAGACUGGAUUAAUGAUAUUGUACUUUGUUGCAAUGGAAAGAAUUUAAUAUCUGCAUCAAAUGACACUACUGUUAAAGUUUGGAAUGCUCAAAAAGGUUUCUGCAUGUCUACAUUAAGAACUCACAAAGAUUAUGUUAAAGCCUUGGCAUAUGCUAAGCAUAAAGAACUUGUAGCUUCAACAGGCUUAGAUCAUACUAUUUUCUUAUGGGAUAUUCAUACCUUAACAGCAUUAACAGCAACCAAUAAUAUAGUUACAACUUCAUCCCUGGAGGCUGGGAGAGACUCCAUAUAUUGUUUGACCAUGAACGAAUCUGGAACCGUGCUAAUAAGCGGUUCUACCGAAAAGGUGCUGCGUGUUUGGGACCCAAGAACUUGCUGCAAAAUAACUAAACUCAGAGGGCACGAUGAUAUCAUCAAAACCGUCGUGGUUAAUAAAGAUGGAACUAAAUGUAUAUCCGGGAGUUCAGAUGGUUUUAUAAAGUUAUGGUGCUUAGGUCAACAACAAUGUUUACAAACUUUUCAAGUCCACACAGAAGGCGUUUGGACUUUACAGACGGAUGAAAAUUUUACUAAAGUUUAUUCAGCCGGCCGCGAUAGGAAUGUGUUCGUGACAUCCUUAACGGGAACCGAACAUAAUCCUUCUCUCUGGUUGUGUCGCGAGGAGGCAUCCAUUUUGAGAUUGCUAUUAGAUCCGGAAGAAAGAUUUCUAUGGAUAUCGACCACUUCCUCUCAUCUCAAAAAAUGGAUAUUGGAUCCAAACAAAAUCAAUAAGGAGUUGGAGGAAUUUUCUAGCAAAAGAUCGAGUUUUGUCGACACGUCAAUCAUUAACCCUCAAAAUCCUAUGUAUUUCGAGUGCUCCUCCAUCAUUCCAGGUACAACAUCCUUAAAACAAUUCCACGUUUUAGACAAUAAAAGGCAUAUACUCACCAAAGAUUCUGAAGAAAACGUAUGCCUAUGGGAUGUAUUGACGGCAAGAAAAAUUGAGGAUUUAGGAAAAAACGUUGAUUUUGCCGAAGAAAUCGAUAGAAGGCAGCAGAAAAUGUUUAUCCCGUCCUGGUUUGCUAUUGAUCUAAAAACUGGGUUACUAACUGUACACCUGGACGAAAUAGAUUGUUAUUCCGCCUGGGUAUCCGCUCAUCAAGUAGGUAUCAAUGAAGACUUUACCAACUUAGACCUCAAAAAUGGUAUGGAUAUAUCCUCCUCACAAAAUGGUGAUUAUACCUUAGCUUUAAACAACGAACCUGUGCCAUCAUUAAUUUCCGCUAACAAUAUUAAAGUCAACUUGGGAUAUUUGGUGUUGCAAUGCCUUUUCGAAAAAUGGCUAAAAAUUACCAAUAAUUUAGAAAUUAAUGGAACCGUACCCUACACAUUUAAAGAAGGAGAAUAUCCAUUUCCGACCUUCGACAUAAAGAUGCCCCCUCACACUCCUAUUAUAAUUAGUGAAGGAGAAGGCAAGAUGUUGUAUCGAUUGUUAGUAAGGGAUUCGGACGGCGAGAACGAAUGCUGCUAUCUCAACGAUAUACUUCCCUCAUGGGUCACUGAAACACUCUUAGAAAAAGCCUUGCCGAAGUUUGCUAAAGUCGCCUUCUUCUUGUUCCCACAUUCAGACUCGGGAAUUAAAACUUGGAAAAAAGAUAGGUUAUCAGCCAACGAUAUGCUCUCGGUCAAAAAAGUCAUGGAACACGUGUACACCAAAAUAUUGCCUUUUUGUUAUGGUCAACACAACAUUCUAGAAUACCAAAAUCCCAAUUCUCAUAUGUCCAAUGGGAUGCAUAUCACGAAUGGUCCCAGUAGUUCUAAUUCAUCAACCACCAAUAAUUACAAAUUAUAUUCGUCGAAUUCAUCUCCAAAUUCCCCUAACCUUAGACGUAAACUUAGAAAUAAUAGUUGCAUGGGUCAUCACGAACCGUAUAACACAUAUUCCAUGGAUAAAAGUGAAAAGGAUGGAUCAUCAUCUAAUUUAUCGGCCAACUUUGAAGAAAAAAUCCAAAUAUUUUGUCAGAAUCAACUUUUAGAUCCUGAAAUGGACUUGAGAUCCGUCAAACAUUUUUAUUGGAAAGGAUCUAGUGAUAUGAUAUUAUAUUAUUUGCCUUUUAAAUGAAAAGAGAAAACCAAUAAUCUUGAACCACAUAAUAGCAAAAGUAAUAUGAAAUUGUUGUAAUUUUUGUAAUCAAAUUUAG
Messenger RNA from Gordionus sp. m RMFG-2023, 2400 nucleotides. RefSeq names its product WD repeat-containing protein 48-like. NCBI's taxonomy places the organism in Eukaryota, Metazoa, Nematomorpha, Gordioida, Chordodea, Parachordodidae. Gene Ontology annotation, biological process: double-strand break repair via homologous recombination. Bases 30 to 2321 code for a protein of 763 amino acids. The transcript has 21 exons. The record is from RefSeq and is a predicted model, not a curated record. Gene Ontology annotation, molecular function: ubiquitin binding.